GAACAUUUUCGAGCCGUAGCAACGUGCACCUGCCGUACCUAACAACGGGACGCUCGGGCGACUCGAGACGCGAGAGUAUGAAAUGAUUUGAUCCUUUAUUUUGCAUUAUCGAGCAGGUGAGGAAUUCAGACAUACGUUGAUCAACAGUAUUUGCUAUAGAGGCUAUAUUUUAGGGCAGAGUAAACAUGUCAGUUCCUCAUCGCACCUCCAAGCGUCCCUGGGGUACAAUAACCAAGCCAGAUGACAUGCAUAUGGGUUACCAAAAGGCCACUGAAUUCGAGAUUGACCAGGUGGUUGAGAGACUCUAUGAGGUUCCUAAGGAGAGACCUGUCACUUCUAAUCGGCCAAAUAAAAACAUGACAAGGGACGAGAUUGAGGAUAUGGUAGAACGACUUAGCAGAAAUGGUGGCGAAAAGGCAUCUGACUCACAGAGAGUUGCGAAAGGAGCUCUGAAAGACAUUGGUAUUUUGAAUUCGUUUGCAUGGAAAGGCUAUAAUUAUUGAGUUAUGAUGUUAUGAUUUUAAUUGAAAGGUGUUGAUGGGCAUUAUGUUAAUUAUAAUUCCAAUUUAUCUCUAUGCAAAUGGAUUGCUAUGUUGACUUGAAUUAGUCAUCCUUUUAUGAGAAAAUGAGAUCAGACCUUAUGCUAUCAAGCUGCCAGAAUUUCCUCCAAUAAUGUGCAAUAAUGCAAUACAGAUGAUCCCAUCACUUCUUGAGAAGUAGAAGGUGUAUUUCUCUAAAGUCCUAAAGAUUAUGCAU
Molecule: messenger RNA, 756 nt
Organism: Lytechinus variegatus (green sea urchin)
Lineage: Eukaryota; Metazoa; Echinodermata; Echinoidea; Temnopleuroida; Toxopneustidae
Exons: 3
Coding region: 186-503 (105 amino acids)
Source: RefSeq, a predicted model, not a curated record